AUGCAUUGGGUGAUUACCUGGAUCAACCUCCCAAAAAAAUCUGUUGGCGUCCUCGACAAGAAAAUUCAGUUCACUGCAGAUUCAAUCAAGAUCGAUGAACUUCAAGGACACGGAUCUAGUUGGAAAGACAACCAACAAAUUCCGGCACUGCCCAAUCCCCUGCGUGAAUGCCCCAACACCGAUGAUACUGAAGCUAUCACGAAGUUGCAAAACAAAACAAGCUUUUAUUCAAAACUCAACUACGCAAUCAAUUGCGCAUUUCUACCCAAAUCGACCUCUGUAGCCAUGAAAGCCAUCGAAUAUCUUAAUGAACAUGGGAGUGAUUCAGUAAAAGAAAAAUUAAAGCUUGAAAAGAAUAUGAUUGUUGCCUGCACCACUCUUGAUGUCGGCUAG
Puccinia triticina is the source of this 393-nucleotide messenger RNA. RefSeq lists its product as uncharacterized. Bases 1 to 393 code for a protein of 130 amino acids. NCBI's taxonomy places the organism in Eukaryota, Fungi, Basidiomycota, Pucciniomycetes, Pucciniales, Pucciniaceae. The record is from RefSeq and is a predicted model, not a curated record. The transcript has 3 exons.